Messenger RNA from Sipha flava (yellow sugarcane aphid), 1377 nucleotides. RefSeq names its product zinc finger MYM-type protein 1-like. The record is from RefSeq and is a predicted model, not a curated record. Lineage: Eukaryota; Metazoa; Arthropoda; Insecta; Hemiptera; Aphididae. The transcript has 4 exons. The coding region runs from base 1 to 1377 and encodes 458 amino acids.
AUGUCUCAACGUCUUGGUUCUUUUUCGUAUGAAGAAAAAUGCAAUUUAAAAGGUAAGAGACCAACGCCACAUUUAUCAUUAGAAUAUAAAGAAGCAAAAACUUUAAGAAAAUUUCAAUUGUCUUGGUAUUCAAAAUUUAACUGGUUAGCAGGAAGCGUUGAAAGAAAUAAAUUAUUCUGUUACAUAUGUGUCUUGUUCAGAGGAGAGAAUGAGUGGAAUAUAAAUGGCAUUCCUAAUAUUAAAAAUUUAGUUCGUAAAGCUGAAAAACACAAAAUUUCAAAAAAACAUCUGACUAACAAGGAAAGUUUUCAUAUGCUGGGUAAAAAUAGGAUUGAACAUUCAAUAUCUGAGAGUCGUCGGUUAACUGAAAUUAAUCAUAAUAAACAAGUGGACAUAAACAGAAAGAUAUUAGCUCGUUUAAUCGAUGUAGAUUGUUUUUUAGGGAAACAAGAAUUGGCAUUCCGCGGACAUCGCGAGAAUGAAGGUUCUUUAAAUAAAAGAAAUUAUUGUGAAAUUUUAGAUUUACUUGCUAAGGAAGAGCAAUUUAUAAAAGAACACUUUUGCACAAAUUCUGUUUUUAAAGGAACUUCACACGACAUACAAAAUGACUUGAUCCAUUGCGUAACUACGGUAUUAAAUUCUCAUAUUUUAAAAGAACUGAAAAUUACAAAUUUUAUAUCAAUACAAGCCGAUGAAACUACGGAUGUAUCAUGCCAAUCUCAAAUGAGUUUAAUUUUUCGUUAUAUUCUGGACAAUAAGAUCGAAGAAAGAUUUAUAGGAUUUUUUGAUGUUUCCAAAAAUAAGACUGCGGCUGGUUUAUCCGAAGUAAUUUUAAAUGAACUUUCAAAAUGGAAUAUUGGUAAAAAAGUUAUGUGUCAAACAUAUGAUAGUACUUCUGUUAUUGCUGGUGAAAAAAAUGGGGUUCAGUCAAUUAUACAAAAUAUUUAUCCAAUGGCUAUUUUUAUACAUUGUUACGCUCAUCAAUUGAAUUUAGUUCUACUUCACGGCGCAAAAUCAAUAAAAGAUGUUAAAUUAUUUAUAGCAAACCUUACUAUGUUCCACACGUUUUUUAGUAGAUCUUCUAAAAGAAGUUCUUUAUUAAGAGAGCAAGGAUUUAAAUUACCAAAUCAAUGCAAUACACGUUGGAAUUAUCAUUCAAGAGCUGCUUUAACUAUAAAAACUCAUUUCAAUGAACUAAAAAAUGCCGUAUCUCAUGUAGUUGAUGACCCUGGCUGGGAUUCCAAUUUUGUUUGUACUGCAUCUGAUAAGCUUCAAGAAGUAUAUCAAGAAGUCACGAAACUUAUUCAAUUAGUAUUAACUAUUCCUGCAACAACAGCCUCAAGUGAAAGGAUACUUCCAAUUUAUCAUGAGGUGUGA